AUGAACACAAGGGAGGUUCAGGAGAUCCUAGCUGCUGCCAAAAGGAAUAACGUCUUCUUAAUGGAGGCUGUCUGGACUCGAUUUUUCCCAGUCUCUGUUGAGGUCAGAAGGCUGCUCUCUCAGGGUGAAUUGGGUGAUGUGAAGAUGGUGAGGAUAGAGUUUGGCGUGCCGAUUUUGCAUGUGCCGAGAUCUGUGCAGAAAGAACUAGGCGGAGGAGCAACGCUGGAUAUCGGCAUAUAUUGCCUGCAAUUUAUUUGCAUGGUGUACAAUGGCGAGAAACCAGAAAGCAUCCAAGCUGUUGGCAUAUGUGGGGAAACAGGUACAGAUGAGACCGUGGUUGUCACGCUCAAAUACUCAAAAAACAGAAUGGCUGUAUUCACGUGUUCUAAUGCCGUGCAGUUACCCAACGAAGCCAUUAUCAUGGGAACAAAAGACUCCAUAAAGAUUCCGUGUCCGAUGUGGUGUCCGACUACACUCAUUGUGAAUGGCAGAGAGAAGGAGUUUCCCGUUCCAGAGCCUCACAUGCCUCUCAACUUUUUGAAGAGCACAGGGAUGCGUUAUGAGGCAGAGGAGGUUCGACAGUGUUUGCUCAAAGGUUUGAAGGAGAGUGCUAUAAUGUCACAUUCAGACUCUCUCCUACUCGCUGGAAUUGAAGACGAGAUCCGUAGACAAGUUGGGGUUGUGUAUCCUCAAGAUUCAAUAUAA
Molecule: messenger RNA, 705 nt
Organism: Knipowitschia caucasica
Lineage: Eukaryota; Metazoa; Chordata; Actinopteri; Gobiiformes; Gobiidae
Source: the annotation of a GenBank genome assembly